Messenger RNA from Grosmannia clavigera kw1407, 384 nucleotides. RefSeq lists its product as uncharacterized. The coding region runs from base 1 to 384 and encodes 127 amino acids. The transcript has a single exon. The record is from RefSeq and is a predicted model, not a curated record. Lineage: Eukaryota; Fungi; Ascomycota; Sordariomycetes; Ophiostomatales; Ophiostomataceae.
AUGACCGUCAUCCGGCCUGGAUUCCGGCUUCCCGUCGGUCUAGUCAGCCGCACGGCCAAGUCGACAGACGACCAGCUGGCCAGCCGGAAGACCGAACCGACCUCAUCUGUCCCGAAGAAGCGGCACCUGGUCACCAUCACGGUGCCGGACGGCAGCCUGACCAGCUCGGCAGCUAUCUGCGGCCGCAUCCGGCAGCUGGUGCGGGAGCAGGUCAGCCUCCGACGGGCAGCCGCCUGGACACGCCGCAGCACAGCCUAUCGCAGCCGGCUGCAGCCGACAAGGCCGACAUCCCGUGGCCCCAACACCGUCUGCGUCCGCAUGCCGAGCCAUCUGCUCGUUAACCCGGUCGCCAUCGUGCAGCGGUGCAUCAGUGCUGGCGAGUGA